Messenger RNA from Staurois parvus, 1979 nucleotides. NCBI's taxonomy places the organism in Eukaryota, Metazoa, Chordata, Amphibia, Anura, Ranidae. The record is from the annotation of a GenBank genome assembly.
AUGUCUACCUCCUCGCUGCGCCGACAGAUGAAAAAUAUAGUCCACAAUUAUUCUGAAGCUGAAAUCAAAGUGAGGGAAGCUACAUCGAACGAUCCAUGGGGUCCAUCUAGCUCUCUCAUGUCUGAGAUUGCAGAUCUCACCUACAAUGUUGUGGCAUUCUCUGAAAUUAUGAGCAUGAUAUGGAAGCGGCUUAAUGACCACGGGAAAAACUGGAGACAUGUGUAUAAAGCUAUGACGCUAAUGGAGUACUUAAUAAAGACAGGUUCUGAACGGGUUGCACAGCAGUGUAAAGAAAACAUAUAUGCUAUUCAGACCCUGAAAGAUUUCCAAUAUGUGGAUAGAGAUGGGAAGGAUCAAGGUGUGAAUGUUCGAGAGAAAGCCAAGCAGUUAGUGGCUUUGUUAAAGGAUGAUGAAAGGCUAAAGGAAGAAAGGGCACAUGCCUUGAAGACCAAGGAGAAGCUAGCACAAACCUCAACAUCAUCUUCUGCAUCAACAAUGAACCCAGCAACAGAAGCAGAGCAGGCAUGGCCUCAGAGCAGUGGGGAGGAAGAACUGCAGCUGCAGUUAGCUCUGGCCAUGAGUAAGGAAGAAGCGGAGCAGGUAAGAGCAAAGAUGUGUCCAAUGUCUCUUAAAGUUAGAAGAUCUGAAGCUGAGCCCCCUGCUGCGUCCGAAGACGAAUUGCAGCUUCAGCUUGCACUUAGCUUGAGCAAAGAGGAACACACGACAAGGAGGAGAGAAUAAGGAGAGGGGAUGACCUCAGACUCCAGAUGGCCAUUGAAGAAAGCAAGAAGGAGGCUCCAACCAAACCGGAAGAGUCUUCCCUAAUGGACUUGGCAGAUGUCUUUAGCUCUCCACCUGCUGCAGCCGCUGCACCAGAUCCAUGGGGAUCAACAUCUGCUCCUUCCACAGACCCUUGGGCAGGGGCAGUUACAACGUCUGCAGCACCUGUCGUGUCUGACCCGUGGGGAGGCCCUCCUGUGGCUACAGGUGCAAGCACAGAUCCGUGGGGUGCUGGUGCCCAGUCUGCCAGUACAGCUAGUGACCCAUGGACAGGGAAGCCAGCUGUUUCUUCCAACGAAGCCAAGUCUGUCUCCGAUCCAUGGAAUCCUGGGGGUGCCACAACUACUGGCGGUGUACAGGCCAAAGAUCCUUGGUCCUCAAGUCCAUCCAUGGCAGCUAAACAGACUACAGACCCUUGGGCUCCUGCUACAACAUUUUCUGAUCCUUGGGGGGGCUCACCUUCUAAACCAAGUACGAAUGGGACCAUAGCCAGUACCAACUUUGACCAGUUCAUCAGUUCUGCAGAUAAGGAUGAGUUUUCGGAUUUUGACAACCUGAGGACCACCCUUCCCCAGUCAGGAAGCAGCACAGGUGAGCUGGAUCUUCUGGCUGGAGAAGUUCCAAUGUCUCGCUCCCUUGGAUCAAGGAGUCCUGAUGCCUUUGACAUGGCAGCAAUGAGCAGCUCGCUUUCAGAAAGUUCCAAGCCAACCCGGAAAACACCAGAAUCUUUCCUUGGGCCUAACGCUGCCUUAGUAGAUUUGGACUCCCUUAUUUCAAAACCCACAAUACAAAAUACAAAGACCUCCAAUCCCUUCCUAGUAACAGGAGCACCCAGUUCGACCACAACAAAUCCAUUCCAGAGCAACCAACAGUCAUCUCUUACUUUGAACCAACUUCGUGCCAGCCCCGUGAUGUCAAUGGGACAGCCAGUUACACCAGCUGGACAAGCACCUGCAGCAAUCCCAUUUAGUUCUGUCCCCCCCAUGGUGUCAGUAUCCCCGUUAGCCCCAGGAAUUCCUUUAGCCAAUGUGUCACCAGUGGUUGGAAUGAGUGGCCUCCCAGCUGCGGCGGUGCCUCCUGGUGUACCUCCUAUGAGCUUGCCUACUAUGAUGCCACCACAGCAGUUGGUGACACAGCCCAUUGUCCCCAAUCUAUCUUCACAAGCUGUGACGAGUGCUACCAAUCCUUUUCUGUUGUGA